AUGGUGAUCAAGAAGGCUUCAGAACAUCCUGUUUUCCUGAGCAGCACCAUACAAAUAUCUGCCUCCCGAGCUCUACUACUGAUCACAUGCCUUCUGCUAUUCGAUAUCAGCAGAUUAGCUUCUGCGGGAAUGAAGCACCCGAGAUGUCCGUCUUUCUCCUGUGGACCUCUGCGCGACAUCGGUUAUCCGUUCCGCUCGGAGGGCGACCCCCCUGAAUGCGGCGAACCUCGAUACCAGCUUGCCUGCGUGGAUGGUAACAAGACUAUCUGGGAUAUCCACCAACCUGGGACGUACUACUACGUUACCGAGAUCCCGAAUAUUAACCCACAUUCCUUCUAUUCCUUCCUAGAUAGCAAUUUCACAGUCGUCGAUGCCAACUUGGCUAACGGCAGCUGCAGUCUUCCCUUGCAGUCUCUUUCCCGCACCAGCAUCGAGAACUUGGGAUUCGUAGAUUUCGAGUUUACGUGGGCUACUUUCGUGAGCUGUAGGAGGAAGAUAGUAAACAGCACAUAUAACCAUGUUCCUUGUUUGAGCAAGACCGAUGCAUUUGUGUAUGUUAUAUUUUCAUGGAGGGCGCUUCGGCUGGAGGAUACGGAGCGUUUCUGUAGCUUCUUAGCUAUGACUCCGAUUACAUUGGAUCCAGCUGAACGAAUGCAGCUGAUGAAUGGAAACAUGAUCUCGCUGGAGCAUCCCACAACAGAAUACGUCUUCCAGCUCCUGAAGCGCGGAUUUCCGGUUCCAAUUUAUGCACGUACCUCUCGUGAUUGCGUAAAAGAAGUUCAACGCUUUUGGAAGAAUACAUACGGAGUUGGGAUUCUCUCUUUGAGACUCUCCUCUGCUGUAAGUGGAUUGGAGUUUACAGCAUGUUUGGGGGCCAACGUUGAUCCAUAUCGCCUUUUAGAUCCCGUGCCGGCAUUAGAAUAUGUUGGACAAAUUUAUAUUGUACUAACUUUGAUAGUUCUCUCAAUUCUCGGCAGAUUUGUUAUUGCGCCAUUGGCAAUAUUCCUCUUCCUGGCGCACAAGUUGUGGAGAGAGAAGAAAUCAGUGGACGCCGUCGAGAAGUUCCUUCGAAACCAGAGGGCGCUCGCACCGACAAGGUAUGCAUAUACCGACCUCAUUGCGAUCACCGGCCACUUCAGAGAAAAGCUCGGCCAAGGAGGAUACGGUUCCGUAUUCAAAGGUGUUUUCCCCGGCGGCGUUCUUGUAGCAGUGAAGAUGUUGUUAAGCAAUCCUAGAUGCAAUGGGGAAGAGUUCAUCAACGAGGUCUCUACCAUCGGUAGGAUCCACCAUGUCAACGUGAUAAAGCUCGUCGGGUUUUGCUCCGAGGGAUCGAAGAGGGCCCUCGUCUAUGAGUACAUGCCUCACGGAUCACUCGACAAGCAUAUCUUCGCUUCCAAUGGAGUCGCUGGUCGGCGAACAUUCACGUGGGACAAACUCAAUGACAUAGCUUUGGGAAUCGCCCGUGGCAUCAACUACUUGCACCAGGGAUGCGAUAAGAGAAUUUUGCACUUCGACAUCAAGCCACAGAAUAUCCUCUUAGACCAUAACUUCACUCCGAAGGUUGCGGAUUUCGGACUAGCAAAAUUAUACCCAAAGGACACAAGUCUCGUAUCGAUGAGUACUACUAGAGGAACAACAGGAUACAUCGCACCUGAAUUGAUUUCGAGGAGCUUCGGUGUUAUAUCUCACAAGUCUGACGUCUACAGCUUCGGAAUGCUACUGAUGGAGAUGGCGGGAGGAAGAAGAAAUGCUGACCCUCGAGCGGAGAAUUCAAGCCANAGGGAGAAUUCAAGCCAGUUUUAUUAUCCUUCGCGGAUAUAUGACCGGCUAACUCAACCAGAAAUGCUUGAAAUCAACUGCUCUUUCGAAAUCACGGUGAUGAAGAGAAAGCUGUGCAUCAUUGGCUUGUGGUGUAUUCAGCUGAUCCCGUCAGAUCGCCCCGCCAUGAGUGAAGUUGUGGAGAUGCUCGAAGCAGACGUCAAUAGCCUUGAAAUGCCACUGAAGCCAUUCUUCUCGUCAGAAGAGCCAAUUUCUGUAAGACAGUCAAGCUUUGAUUCUUCUUCUCAACUCCCUAACAUUUCCGAGCAAGAGUAACAAACAAUCAGAUGGAAAUUUACUUGGU
Messenger RNA from Ananas comosus (pineapple), 2122 nucleotides. RefSeq names its product rust resistance kinase Lr10-like. Gene Ontology annotation, biological process: protein phosphorylation. The coding region runs from base 1 to 2094 and encodes 697 amino acids. Gene Ontology annotation, molecular function: protein kinase activity; polysaccharide binding; ATP binding. NCBI's taxonomy places the organism in Eukaryota, Viridiplantae, Streptophyta, Magnoliopsida, Poales, Bromeliaceae. The transcript is spliced from 4 exons. The record is from RefSeq and is a predicted model, not a curated record.